AACAAAACUAGUCCAACUCUGCUCUGAAUUAUAUAGGUGCUAAUCAAAGACCUCUCCAGAGGGCCCAAAGAGGGUUUCUUCACGUUCAGCAGGGAGAACAUCUGGCCACAGGAAUCUGACACCAGGAUCUCUGUAGGAGCCAAGAGCGAGCCUAAGAAAGCUAGACUCUGACAUCAGAGAGUGCCCCCAGGCAAUGGGGCCAGUGGAUCACCGCCUCCUCCUGCCAUAGAGAUGACAACUCCCCUAUGCAACUUCUGUGAGGAGAUCGUGGCUGGCUCUGGAGUGAGCAUCAAACCACUCAGUCCUGUUUAGCAUCACUCACAGCGUGGGCUCGUAGAUAUGGAAUAGUCCAGUAAGGUGAUUGCUCUUGGGGUGUGGGCACAGCAGGAAUCCAGCUGGGUCUCAUCCCCAGGCAUAGUUUUGUGUGCACCAGAGGCAGGACGAUGCCAGCGGUGUGACCAGCCCUUUUCUGGCUUCUCGCGUGGAGGGUGUGCUACGCCACUGCCAUGAAUGAUGUGCCGACGAUGGAUUAUGAACUGCUAUCCCCCUCCCUGGUUGAGCACCCAGCCAGCACCAUGGGCAUGGAUGCUGAGCAGAAAACCGUCUUUGCCUUUGUCAUCUUCCUUCUGGUCUUUUUGGUGAUGCUGAUGGUGCGCUGCUUCCGUAUCCUGCUGGACCCCUACAGCCGCAUGCCCGCCUCCUCCUGGACCGACCACAAGGAGGGGCUGGAGAGGGGCCAGUUCGACUAUGCGCUGGUGUAAAGAGGUGUAGGGUGGGGCAAGCCUGGAAACUCUGUGUGCCUCCCUCCCCUGGCUGGCCCCGGCCCCGGCCCCUCCUCCUUUCUGUGUGAUGCUGCCCUGGUCCUACUGGGAUGCUCUGGGCUGAGAGGUGUGGCAGGGACCUUUUCUAGGGUUUUUUUCUCUUUUGUAAGCACUUUUCUGUGUUCUUCUCUGUCUGCUGCACCUUUAGUGUUUGAUAUUUUGAGGGGGCCUAGAAAGGAUGGGCCCAUCCAGCUCUCAAGUCCAGGCAGCCCCGCUUAGAUGGUGUUUUUACUGUGCUCCCAAGUGUCUUGUGCUGUGCUGAGUGGCAAUGGGUGGGACAGGACCUGCCUUAAAGCAGAUUUCUCAGGGUUUUCCUGCCUGGGGGGCUCCAUGCAGCACAGGGCAGCUUUGUGCAGCAGCUUCUGCCUCCUCCUGCCUGUGUAGGCAGUGCUGACUGUGUGGAGCUGAAUAUGCAUCUGUAUUUAUGAGGCAGUUUAGACAGCAAACCUCUAGUGCUGGCUUCUGUGAAUACUCACUGGUUGAACAAUGCUUCCCCACUCUCCAGGUGGGCAGCCCACCAUGCCAUGUGAGCACUGCCUGUGCCCUGUGCCCGUUGUAUGCAGCUGGAGCUCAGGCACGUGUCUGUACUACGCCUCUGGUGCUCUUGAGGCUGCCGCCGAGAAACAAGCUCCACUUAUCUGCUCCUGUUCCACAUGUGCCAUAGCUGGAAAUGAGGUAGUGAAGCUGCCCAGGAGAUGCCCCAUCUCCACUCCAUCUCUGGUGCGUUGCCGGUGGUCGGCUGCACCUCCUUGUUUCUGGUAAUGGCUCGUGCAGGGCAGGAGUGGGUGGGCAGGGCAUGCUUCUUGGCAAGAGCACCAGGGAAGCAGCACAGAGAUGCCCAGAGGGACUCCGUGUGAUCUUGUGACCAGCUCUGCUGCCCGACUUAAUCAAUGUGGAGACCCAUGUGCAGCUCCCUCCCUGGCAGGCUACUCCCUGCUUUCCUCAGUAGUGAAUGCUAGGCACGUGUGUAUCCCCACUGUUGUGGUCAAAAUGCCUCCAGACAAAGAUGUAGCCACAUAGCUAACUGUAGACCCUGCUGUGGCAGCAACUCUCCAGGAAGCCCUGGCCUCUUUAUUGUGGGGCUGCUGCUGUGACUCUAGGGACCUAAGGCACCAUAUGACACUUGGGAUACAUGCCUUUGUGAGCCCAAGCCUGGUAAUUAUGGGCCCCACUCCCAGGUCUCUCACUCUGUCCAAUUUGGUCAAGCCCUCAGUGCUUGCACUAUGGCUGCAGUGGAAGUGAAGGAUGCUCAGGCCUCCCAGGUGCCCUGCUAGGAGCAACCCGGCUCUCCUGGCUGCCCAGUACACAGGGAGCAAAGCAGAGGUGUGAUGGAGCUUGGGCUCACCCAAGACCAAAUUUCUGCCUCUUGCCCAGGAUCCAUGCUUGUUUGCCACAGUGAGCCAGACAUGGGGCUAGCAGGAACCCUGGCAGGCUACAGCUGUAGGCCAGCAGGAGGGUUUUGGGGGGAACUGUACCCUGAGGGGACACCCUUCUCCUUCACUAUGGAAAUAAAGGCGAAUUUUGCUCACUCCUUA
Molecule: messenger RNA, 2356 nt
Organism: Gavialis gangeticus (Gharial)
Lineage: Eukaryota; Metazoa; Chordata; Crocodylia; Gavialidae
Gene: CTXN1
Product: cortexin 1
Exons: 3
Coding region: 507-761 (84 amino acids)
Source: RefSeq, a predicted model, not a curated record